AUGGCCAUCGACACGCCUGUAAAUCAGUCUCUUAGGAGAACAAUGGCCAUGCCUUCCGGUUGGGCAGACCUCCCGGACGACCUGCUGGACAUUGUCGCGAAGAGGACGCCCGGAAUCAAGGACUACGUCCGCCUCCGGGCGGUGUGCAAGUCAUGGCGCUCGUUCUUGCUCCCAAAGUCCACGCCGCCGUGGGUGAUGCUCCCGUACGACCCGAGCAGCGAGAGCUGCACCCGGGCCUUCCUGGACGUCUCCGACGGGACCGUGUACGAGCUUGAGCUGCCGGAGACCAGGGGCAAGCGGUGCUGCGGCUCGUCGCCCGGGUGGCUCGUCCUCGAGCGCUGGCCCGACGUGUGGUUGCUCAACCUGGCUAACGCGUCGUGGAGGACCCUAGCGUUCGCGCCGGGAGCGUUCACCGCCGUCGACGUGACGUACCAGGAGGGGGCGUUCCGCCUCGUCAGCCACUACGGGCGCGUCGCGGCGUUCGACCUCGUCUCGACGCUGCGCGAGGUGCCGACGCGCCGGGACGCGCUCCACGCCCUCGCGCACACGUGGGACGGCCAGUGCCUCGUCCAGCGCGGCGGUGGCAAGCUGCUGAUGGCGGCGUGGAGCGGGGGACGACGGCCGCGAGCUGGCUGUCUUCAGGCUGGGCUCUGACGGGUGGUUGAAGGAGGCAGGCGACGUCGGCGAAGACGUGGUGUUCUUGGCCUCCAAGGACGGUGGCGGCCUGGCUUUCGGCACGGCGACGUGCGUGGAUGGCAAGGGAUCCAUGUUUGAUCCGUCAAAACUGAAGAAUCUGCCAUGUUUUUUGACGACAAGCGCGAGGAGUUCAGCGUCAGUCUGCUCAGCCAAGGCAACUGA
Panicum hallii is the source of this 858-nucleotide messenger RNA. RefSeq lists its product as uncharacterized. The transcript has a single exon. Gene Ontology annotation, molecular function: protein binding. Lineage: Eukaryota; Viridiplantae; Streptophyta; Magnoliopsida; Poales; Poaceae. The coding region runs from base 1 to 654 and encodes 217 amino acids. The record is from RefSeq and is a predicted model, not a curated record.